UAUACGGAGAGAACCACGUCGAUCAUUUUUGCUUUCUUCUCCCCUUCUCUCAUUUUUUUUGUGUGAGAGUUGGUGAUAUGGCGGCGCAGGUCGAGAUUGAGGACCAAGCUUCCCUCACCAACCUUGAUAAUGGCGAAAUCUUCGAUCCACUCUGUGACGGUGAAGAUUCAUCAUCCUCGCUGAUUCUUCUCAGCGAAGGAAACGAGGAUUACGAUGUAAUCAAGAGGUGUUUGAUCUCUGGGAUGGGUAGUUUCUCUAGGGACACGAAGAUCGCGAAGAUUCGUAAGAACUCUUCGGAAGGGAUCUCGCUCACGACGCAAGCCAAGUUUUUUUCCUUCAAGGUUUUCACUGACGCUGUGGCGAGUAAAAACGGCGGUGAUGCGAAUGUGCAUUACGGUUGGUACGCUGCUUCUAAAGAGGAGAUUGAGAGGAUCGUCUCUUAUGGGUUUACCAAUCGCGAGGUUGGGAAUGGUGCUGCUCCUGCUGCUGGUGAUUCUCAUGGGAUUGGAAUCCAUUUGGUUCCUUCUAGGUUCUCUCUUCUUGCGGCUUCAGCUACGGAGCCAGAUGAAGAGGGUUUAAGGCAUCUUCUCUUAUGCCGUUUGAUCUUGGGGAGGCCUGAGCUAAUCAACUCCGGCUCUAAACAGUCGUAUCCUAGCUCUGCUGAGUUUGAUUCUGGUGUUGAUGAUCUCCAGAACCCUAGGAAGUAUGUGAUAUGGAGCUGUAACAUGAACUCGUACAUCCUACCGAGUUACGUCGUUAGCUUUAAGUCUCCUCGUCUCCCAGGUAGAGAUGGUUUGGCUGCAAAACCAAGCUCACCGUGGGUUAGUUUUGCCGCCCUGAUGUCAUUGCUGUCCAAAUCAAUGGAACCUUCAAGAAUGAACUUGAUCAUCCAAACUUACGAUGCUUUUCGGACACGGAGGAUCAGGAGACACCAAUUGGUCAGGAAGAUGAGAGAAGUGGCUGGAGACAAUCUCUUGGCUGAGAUCAUUAAGAAUGAGAGAGACAGAAACAAGGUCAAGAAUUGAGAAAAAAAGAUCAUCACACAUGAGAGAAGUUUCUCUCGUGUGGAAGAUGACAAGAAGAAAAAUCAGUAGAAGAUGCAUAUAUGAGAGCUUCAAUCAAAAUGUAUAAGGAAGUAUAUGAGAGUUUUUUAUUUUUUAAGGAUUUUUUUUCCCUAUUGGAAAGUACAGUUUCUGUUAGUGGUAUAAACAGAGGAUUCCUUUUGAUUUGCACUUAAUUGGGAAACUUGUAAAGACCUUGUUUCGAUGUGAAUCAUUCCAUA
Messenger RNA from Capsella rubella, 1282 nucleotides. RefSeq names its product probable inactive poly [ADP-ribose] polymerase SRO2. The transcript has 5 exons. The record is from RefSeq and is a predicted model, not a curated record. NCBI's taxonomy places the organism in Eukaryota, Viridiplantae, Streptophyta, Magnoliopsida, Brassicales, Brassicaceae. The coding region runs from base 78 to 1025 and encodes 315 amino acids. Gene Ontology annotation, molecular function: NAD+ poly-ADP-ribosyltransferase activity.